CAGUCGGAACGCAGCAUGGCCCAGUCCAAACCGGGACCCUCCCCCCACUCAGUGGUACAGCCUGGAUACGCAAGCGAGGGCAAGGGCCAAUCAGAGGAGAGCCUGGGAGACUUGAAAAUCCAGACGGCAGUUGAGGCCUGGGCUGUGGCCGCGUCGGGAGUGACCGUUAGCACGGGGGGCGGCGGAGCCAUGGUGGAGGAGGGUGCUGUGACAGUCUGCGUGCGCGUGCGGCCGCUCAUCGCCAGUGAAAAUGGUGCACUUCAAGAAAAAGCUCAGCUUCACUGGCAAAGUGAGAAUUGUACAGUUUCGCAAGUGGAUGGUAUGAAGAGCUUCAUCUACGAUCGUGUCUUUCAUUCACAUGACAGCACUGAAAAGGUAUACGAAGGUGUAGCUGUUCCAAUUAUUAAGUCUGCUGUCCAAGGAUACAAUGGCACUAUUUUUGCAUAUGGACAGACUGCCUCAGGAAAAACAUAUACAAUGAUGGGCAAUGACAAUUCUAUUGGCAUUAUUCCAAAAGCAAUUCAUGAUAUCUUCAAACUUAUUUGUGCAAUUCCAGACAGAGAGUUUCUGUUGCGAGUUUCCUACAUGGAAAUAUACAAUGAAACUAUAACAGACUUGCUUUGUGACAACAGGAAAAAAAAACCUCUAGGAAUUAGAGAGGAUGUUAAUAGAAACACUUAUGUAGAAGACUUGAUUGAAGAAGUGGUUGUUGCACCAGAGCAAGUCCUGGAAUGGAUCAGAAAAGGAGAAAAAAACCGGCACUAUGGAGAAACAAAAAUGAAUCAACAUAGCAGCCGUUCUCAUACCAUUUUCAGAAUGAUUAUAGAAAGUAGGGAAAGAAGUGAUCCUGCCAACACAAACUGUGAUGGAGCAGUAAUGGUAUCUCAUUUGAAUUUGGUAGAUCUGGCAGGCAGUGAAAGAGCUAGGCAAACAGGAGCUGAAGGGCUCCGACUGAAAGAGGGUUGCAACAUAAACAGGAGUUUGUUCAUCUUGGGACAAGUAAUAAAGAAACUCUGUGAUGACCCAUCUUGCUUUAUAAAUUAUAGAGACAGCAAGCUUACACGAAUUCUUCAGAACUCCUUGGGAGGAAAUGCUAAGACAGUUAUCAUUUGUACAGUUACUCCAGUUUCUUUUGAUGAAACACUUAGCACUCUUCAGUUUGCCAAUACAGCAAAAAGAAUGAAAAAUACCCCUAAAGUCAAUGAAGUUCUGGAUGAUGAUGCUCUCUUGAAAAGAUACCGCAAAGAAAUACUGGACUUAAAAAAGCAGCUGGAAGAAGUUUCAUCAACAACUCAUCUUCAUGCUAUGGAAAAAGACCAGCUAGCUCAACUGUUAGAAGAAAAAAAUUCUCUUCAAAAGGUGCAGGAAGACAAGAUACGAAAUUUAACUGAAAUGCUUGUGACCUCUGCUUCUUUUUCAUCAAAACAAGAUUUUAAAGCCAAAAGAAAAAGAAGAGUAACCUGGGCCCCAGGCAAAGUAAGUCAGAAGGAUAAUGUUAACUAUCUUACAAGUUUUGAAAUGCCAAGCCUGACUGACUACAAAAAACUGAAAACGUCUCUAUCGGCAUUACCAGAUGUGGAAGAUUCUACGCUUUCAGAAUAUUCUGAAUGUGACUUCCAAAGUCUGCCUACUCCUGAUUCCAUAGUAGAAGUGGAGUGGACUUCUGGACAAAAUAUGGACUGGAGUCAAGACUUUGCAGAAUCCAUCCAACUUUGUGAAACUCUAGCACUGGAAAAGGAUAUUGCUGUAAAUGAAGCAAAUGUCCUGCAAGCUAGCUUUGACAAUCUGGUCUUAGAAAAUGAGCAACUGAAGCAGGAGAUAAGUGAACUGAAAGUAAAACUAAAAGAAAAGAUAGAAACUGAUGAAUUUGAGGAACUGGAAAAACAAAUGCAAAAAGACCAUGAGAUACAACUAAUGCAUGAAAUUACCAACUUAAAGAGUAUAGUUGCAAAUGCUGAAGUGUACAAUGAAGAGCUUGAGGCUGAACUAAAAUCAAAAUUGGAACAGUUUAAAAGAAAAGAAAGCAAAAUACAGAAUUUAGAAAAACAAGUGGAAGAACUACAAAAGUCAGGGAUAGAAAAAAAGGAAGAGUCUCUUUCACUGGGAGAUUCUGAUAAACUAACUGAUGAAAUUCAGCAGUUAAAUAAGUCUCUCAUUGACACUAAAACUGUAGCCCUGGAUGCCAAGAAGGAAUCUGCGUUUCUUAGGAGUGAAAAUUUAGAGCUAAAAGAGAGAAUGAAUGAAGUUUUAAAUAAUUACAAGCAAAUGGAGAAGGAGGUUCAACUGUAUCAAAGUCAACUAGAAGCAGGAAAAGUUAGCUACAAGAAAAUGCAAGCAGACCUGCAAAGAGAGCUGCAGUCAGCUUUUCAAGAAAACACAAAGCUGAAUUCAAUCUUGGAGGGCAAAGUUCCAAACGAAUUGCUUUCUCUUGUGGAAUUGGAAAGAGAGGCAGCUGGUUUGAAAACAGAAUUGAAUAAAGCAUUAGAAGAAAAUGUAUGUCUACAGAAAGAAGUAGAUUCAUUAUCAGAAUUCAGAUCUCUUCCAGAUAAAGUUAAGAUGCUGCAGAAAGAGAUGCUUGAGAAAUCAGAUGAGCUGUGCUUACUAAAAUCAGAAAGAGAGAAACUGGUUUCUGAAGUAGCUGACAAAGAAACCCAACUUAAAGGUAUGAGUGAAGAAAUCAGAAACUCAAAACAAGCCCUAGAAGCUGCCCAACUAAAAUAUGAUCAGGAGUAUAUAGAAUUUAAACACUGCCAUGAAGAACUUGAGCAAAAAUGCUUGGCUGCAUCUGAAGAAAAUGAGCAAAUGAAACUUCAAGUAGAACAUCUAGCUAAUGACACGCAAAAGCAUAAAACAGCUUUGGAUGAUGUGAGAUUAGAGCUCUCUAGGAAAAUGCAAGAAUUACAAGAAAAGACAGCAGAGCAGGAACAACUUUGUGGUGUUAAAGAAGAACUGGAACAAGCACAGCAAUGGUUGUAUGAAAUGGAGCAGCUCAAAGAGCAGUUAAAGAUCAGUGAAUCUAGAAUGGAGGCCAAGGAGGUAGAAGGCCAGACAAUUGUUCAGAAACUCCAUGAAAGUCGAGAAGAAAUAAGAGCGGUUAUCCAGGAUAGAGAUGAACUGAAGCAAAAAUACGAUUCUCUUCAAACUGAGAUGGACCAACUCAGAGAAGAUAUAAAGGAGACGGUUACAAUGAACAUCCUGGCACAUGAAGAACUGAGAGAUGCACAGAGUUCUCUCAAACAGUACCAGCAGAACAUUAAAGAGUUGGAGGAAGGUCUCUUAAAGAAAAGAUCAGAGAUUGUGAAUGUUCAAGAGUCUCUUCAGGCAACUAUUGGUGAGCUGGAGCUGAAGGUAAUGCAUCUUACUGAAGAGCUAAAACAGGUCAGUUCAGAGAGAAACCAACUAACUGAAGAAAUAAAUACUAAAAGCAAGGAAGAAAAUGACCAACUUCAGUUGCUAAAGGAACAAGUCUUGUCUGUCACUGGGGAAAACACAACACUUCAGGAAAAAUUGGAGGGUUUAUUGCUAGAGAAGGAACCAUGUAAAGAAUGCUCUUCUCCGAUCCAACAACUUCAAGAAAAGUCUAUCAAGCAGGAACAGCUGCUUCUCUUGAGAGAAGAGAUGAGUCAGGCUCAACAGAAAUUUCAUGAAGUGGAAGAAAUAAAAUAUAAUGAAUCUAGGAUGGAGUCUCUAGAAAGAACAAAAAUAGUUCCUGCUCCAAAACUUUAUGACUGUCAAGAAAUGAAUGCAGUAAUUCAAGAAAGAGAUUAUUUGAAAAUGCAACUAGAAGCUCUUCAACAUGAAAGAGACUACCUCAAGGACAUGAUGCAGGAAACAAGUCCCACAAGCUCAAAGGACCAGGAACUCAUAAAUGCACAUGGUUCUCUCAAACAGCAUCAGGAAAUGACUGAAGAACUGAAAAGAAGUAUUUCAGAGAAGGAAAGUCAGCUCUCUGAAGUACAAGAGGUGCUUGGGCAAACAAUCAAUGAACUGAAGCAGAAGGUCACUCAGGUAACUGAAAACUUGACUGGUGUCUCCUUGGAGCAUGAGAAACUACUAGCUGAAAAAGAGCAUACUGAACAAACAAUGAAUGAGUGUAUAUAUCAGCAACUUCAGAAUAUCACAUCACUUACUCAAGCGAGAGAUGAUUUGCAGCAAAUGCUAGAGGACAUGGAGGCAGAAAGAGACCAAUUAAAGGAUGAUGUACAGGAAAACAGGGAAAGGUCCCUGAAAAUUCAGGCAGAAAUGGAAAAUCUACAGGAGGAGCUGAAGCAACAGCAAGAGCAGGUUGAUAUUCAGAAGAACUUGUUAGCAGAACGAGAAAAGGAACUGCAGAAGACUAACGAAACGCUAACAGAAGAAACAACACAACUACAAGAGAAGAUAUUCAAGCUGAAUGAAGAGUUGAAUCUGGCAACUAGAGAGAAGCAUCAGCUACUGGAUGAGUUGACAGAGAGGAUUGAGGCUGGAGAUUACCAGUUGCACCAGGAACAGAACUGCUCUUUUGCACAUGAAAAUGACCAGCUUCAGCAGAUGCUGGUGGGUGUUAGGGCAGAGAGAGACAAACUGGAGGCAGACCUUCAAGAGAGAACUGAGGAGUCCAUGAAAAUUCAGGUAGAAAUGGAAAAUCUACAGGAGGAGCUGAAGCAUCAGGAAGAGCUGGCUGAUAUCCAGAAAAACUUGUUAGCAGAAAGAGAGAAGGAGCUGCAGAGGACUAAAGAAAAGCUAACAGAAGAAACAACACAACUGCAAGAGAAGUCUUUGAAAAUUCAGGCAGAAAUGGAAAAGCUUCAGGAGGAGGUGGAAUAUCAGAAAGAGCAAGUUGUUAUCCAGAAGAACUUGUUAGCAGAAAAAGAAAAGAAACUGCACAGGACUGAAGAAAAGCUAAUAGAAGAAACAAUGCAACUGCAGGAGAAGAUUGAGAAGUUGAAUGAAGAGUUGAACUUGGCAACUAGAGAAAAGCAUCAGCUACUGGAUGAACUAAGAGAAAAGACUGAGGAUGGGGAUAACCAGUUGCACCAACUAGAGAAACAGAGCUGUUCUCUAGCACAAGAAAGAGACCAACUCCAGCAAAUGCUGGCUUGUGUUACGGCUGAGAAGGAUAAACUGGAGGCGGACCUUCAAGAGAGCAUUGAGAAGUCCCUGAAAAUUCAGGCAGACAUGGAAAAUCUCCAGAAGGAGCUGAAUCAGCAGAAGGAGCAAGUUGAUAUCCAGAACAGCUUGUUAGCAGAAAAAGAAAAGGAACUGCAGAGGGCUGAAGAAAACCUAACAGAAGAAAAAACACAACUGCAAGAGAAGAUAGAGAAAUUGAAUGAGUUGGUUCUGACAAACCAUAAAAGGCUUCAACUUCUGGAUGUGUUAAGAGAGGAGACUGAAAUGAAGGAUAAGCAGCUGCAGCAACUGGAGAAACACAGCAGUUCUCUAACACAAGAAAAAGACCAGCUUCAGCAGGUGUUGGAGGAUGUAAGGGCAGAGAAGGAUCAACUGGAGGCAUAUCUUCAAGAGAGCACUGAGAAGUCCCUGAAAAUUCAGGCAGACAUGGUAAAUCUACAGAAGGAGCUGAAGCAACAGAAAGAGCAAGUUGAUAUCCAGAACAACUUGUUAGCAGAAAGAGAAAAGGAACUGCAGAGAGCUGAAGAGGAAACAACACAACUACAGGAGAAAAUUCUUGAAACCCAGAAAGAGCUGAAACAGCAUCAAGAACUAAUCAACAAUGAAAAAAACAAGGCUGAAGGAAGAGAAGCAGAACUACUGAAAGUUCAGAGACAAUCUGAGUUUCUAGAAGCGGGUUUAAAGGACAAGAUCCAUCUAUUAACUGAUGCACUGACCAAUAUCUCUUGUGAAAGAGAUCAGUUAUUAGCUGAAAAAAACAAUAUUUCACUUAAACUUCAAGAACAGAUUUCAUCAAUGAAUCAAGAAAAAGAUGAGCUUCAAAAAAUACUUGAAGGUAUCACAUCUGAGAGAGACCAACUAAAGACUGACCUGCAGAAAGCUAUUAACAUGUGCAAUGAAACAAAUGAAAAGUUGGAACUUGCCUUAGACCAAUUAAAACAGAAAAAACUGAAUGAUGUGGCAGUUCAAUCAAAUCUACCAGAUAAUGAAGAACAGAUUCAUUCUGACAGCUUGGAGGCAAAAGCUUUGGAAGUAAAGUUACUUUUGGAGAAAUUCCCAAAGAUGGAGAAGAGAUAUGAUUGUUUCACUACAAUGUCUCUUAAUCUGGAGAGUCAGCUCAACAGUCAGAAAGAACAGAUAGACCUGAUUCUAAAACAGCUUUCAUCUGAACCAGCUAAACAAGUUAAAAGACUUCAAACUGAAAAUGAGAGAAUAAGCAGUUAUCUCCAGAGCUUAUUGAAGAAACUUCAGUUUCUGUUCAGCCGUACUUGCCUGAAGAAGGGAAACUACUAUGGCACUGUUAACAAGUGUGAAAUGGAGCUGCUAGAUAAGAAGAGAGAAGUGAUAAAGCAGCAAAUUGUCCAAGAUAUGUCAGCAAUGGAAACUGAAGCUCUUGGCUUAGAGGAUGAAUUACAACAGGAACAGCGUGCAAGGCAAGAAGCAAUUCGGUUCUUGGAAAUGUGUUCAGAAACUUGUGACGUUGAAAAACUUAAAGAUUGCAUAAAGCAAGAGAAUGAGAGGCUUUUAAAAAUGAUUAAUCUCUGGACUCCUAAAGUGAAACCACACUUUCAAGCUCUACUGGACAUAGACAGAGAAACUGCCAAUUAUUGCCAAAACUUUGAAACAGAACUGAAUCAAAGAAAAGAAAAGACUGAAGACAUGCUUCAGGAAUUGAAGACUACUAAGGAACAGCUCACACCUUGUAGCACUGCUAAUCAUGCACUAGAAGAAGAAAACUAUAGACUUUGCAAUAAAUUAAAAACCACCAAACAAGAUGUAAAGAUAAUGAAAGCAGAAGUCAAAAAGCUUGAAAAUACAUUAAUUGAAAUGGAAAAAAAUGUCAAGGAGAAAGAAGAGAGAAUAGCAGUCUUGUUAUCAGAGCUUAAAAGGAGAAGUGCUACAAGUGAGCUUACCCAACUUCAUGCUAAAUUAAAUGAGACUGAGAAGUAUCUUAAAAGUACGUUAACAGAAAAGGAGACUCUUGAGGUUAAAUUAAAUAAAGGGGCUGAGUUGUACAAAGAAGAAAUUGAUAAUCUCAAAACUCAGUUGGUGAAAUCUGACAUGGAACGAAUGAAGCAAUCCAAGUUCUUUGAACGGGAAACUGCUAAUGCAAAAGCUCUGGCAAAACACAAAGAGGAACAGUUAAGAAAACUAAAAGAAGAGCUUAGAAGAGCACAGCAAGAGCAAAAUGUUUCUGUUAUAUCAGAAAAAGAACUUCCUCAGGCAUCCCAAAUACCCCUUACUUGUGGUGGUGGCAGUGGAAUUGUACAGAGCACACAAAUGCUGGUUUUAAAAUCUGAACAGGUUAAAUUACAAAAAGAAAAUCUUCAUUUGAAGAAGCAAAAUGAUCUUCUUCUAAGCAAUGAGCAUCAGCUGAAAAAGGAGCUUACAAAGUGGAAAGAAAGAGCACUAAAACUGAGAGAAGUGUCUUCUAGAGGUGUUUCUCAGGAGAUGAUUCCAAGGUCUCCAAAGAAGACAGCAUCUCUUCCUUGUAAAGAGCAAAUACUUUCUCCCAAGGAACACAAUUCACAAGCAAUUCUGCCCUUGGAUACACCAAAACAUUUGCCACCGACUUGCCCCACAAAUUUCUUCGAUAACUCCAGCUUAGGCACGCUUAUAGAUGCACGACCUGGAGGAAUAGAGCCUACAGAGGAACAAUAUAAGCACUGGUUAGGAGUUUCAGAAAAGGAUGAAGCACCUGACUGUACAACCCAAUAAAGCUCUGUUCCUUGUUCUUGCCAGUGAAUAAAGCCAGACACUGCAUAUGUAGAAUAUACUUGCUGCAGAAUUAGCAACUGGAUUUUAACCUCAAACUGUGGGAACAGUCUUCUGACAUUAUUAUCUCACUUCUUAGGGGUAACUUUGCUGUCACUUCUUUUGUAUUUGGGAUUUAACAAUUCUUAAGAGCUGGUGUUGCCUACUUCCAGCUAAUGCUGUCUCUUCAGCUGUUCUUCAUUACUUACCUUGUGAUGGCAAAGAUAAAGUCUGCAAGCUAAAGAGGAAUAUAGAAUGGAUCGCAAACCAAACUGCAUUUUCACUGUGAAACUUAUCAGUCUUGGAGACUAAUGCUGCCACUCCUACAACAACCGUCCCAACAUAAACCAGUCUUUCUCAGUCUGUUAUAAUAGAAAGAGCUCUACUUUUCUGCUUCUUUUUUCUACCUUUGUGGAAGACGUUUUUCUGGUUUUUAUAUCACUUUGUAAGACUGGGGAAUUGUAUUCUCAACUUCUUUUAACCACUGUCUGGAAAAAAUAACAAAUAAACUGCUAGCAUUUCAUUUACAGGAGCAUGCAAUCUAAGUGCAGAUAUGAGAUUUUUUUUUUUUUUAAAUGAAGAGUAGAGGCUACUGUGGUUCCAAAAAUAAUUUUGUGAACUUUUUUUUCCCCCCUGAACAUAGCUAUAGUGAGUACAGAGUGGGGGAAAACUGGCUGCUUUAAUGCUAAUCAUCAGUUUCUAACUGCUUCCAUCUACUACAGAUAGAAAUAGGAAGUGGAAUGCUUAUGCUGCUUGUUUACAGAUCUAAACUGCAAGACUGACCUAUAUCUCACCAUUGUGAUUAUCUGUGGGGGUCUGUCUCUUUGUAUCUCAGGUAUUUAAGAAUGUUCUUGAUUUAAUAAAGUAUUAAAUGUUUAAACGA
Messenger RNA from Alligator mississippiensis (American alligator), 8746 nucleotides. RefSeq names its product centromere protein E (gene CENPE). Gene Ontology annotation, molecular function: microtubule binding; plus-end-directed microtubule motor activity; ATP binding. The transcript is spliced from 50 exons. Lineage: Eukaryota; Metazoa; Chordata; Crocodylia; Alligatoridae. Gene Ontology annotation, biological process: microtubule-based movement; mitotic cell cycle. Gene Ontology annotation, cellular component: microtubule. The record is from RefSeq and is a predicted model, not a curated record. The coding region runs from base 16 to 7827 and encodes 2603 amino acids.